Molecule: messenger RNA, 2499 nt
Organism: Eurypyga helias (sunbittern)
Lineage: Eukaryota; Metazoa; Chordata; Aves; Eurypygiformes; Eurypygidae
Product: CUB and sushi domain-containing protein 3-like
Exons: 15
Source: RefSeq, a predicted model, not a curated record
CGUAUCAGCUACAAAGCUGUCCUGACCCUCGACCAUUUCGUAAUGGUUUUGUUGUUGGGAAUGACUUCACUGUGGGACAAACUAUUUCAUUUGAGUGUUUUCCUGGCUACACAUUAAUUGGAAAUUCAGCUCUGACUUGUCUUCAUGGAAUCAGCCGUAACUGGAAUCAUCCUCUCCCCAGAUGUGAAGCUCUUUGUGGAGGAAACAUAACUGCAAUGAAUGGCACCAUAUACUCUCCAGGAUAUCCUGAUGAGUAUCCAAACUUUCAAGACUGCUUCUGGCUUGUUAGAGUACCACCUGGAAAUGGAAUCUACAUAAAUUUCACAGUUCUCCAAACAGAGCCAAUAUAUGAUUUCAUAACUGUCUGGGAUGGACCAGACCAAACCUCUCCUCAAAUUGGACAAUUUAGUGGCAACACUGCAUUAGAAUCAGUCUAUAGCACUUCCAAUCAGAUUCUGAUCAAGUUCCACAGUGAUUUUACUACCAGUGGCUUCUUUGUACUUAGUUACCAUGCCUAUCAGCUCCGGGUCUGCCAGCCUCCAACAAAUAUACCAAAUGCUGAAAUGCUAACGGAGGAUGAUGAAUUUGAAAUAGGAGACAUAAUAAGAUAUCAGUGUCAACCAGGCUUUACAUUGGUUGGUAAUGAGAUUCUGACAUGUCGACUAGGUGAAAGGCUUCAGAUGGAUGGAGCACCACCAACUUGUCAAGUGCUGUGUCCAGCCAAUGAGAUGCGUCUGGAUUCAACCGGAGUAAUACUGAGCCCUGGAUAUCCUGACAGCUAUCCAAAUCUCCAGAUGUGUGCCUGGACCAUUACUGUGGAAAAGGGUUAUAAUAUCAGCAUGUUCUUCGAAUUCUUCCAGACAGAAAAGGAAUUUGAUAUACUUGAGGUGUUUGAUGCUCUCUACUGUAGUACUCCAGAGUCCCCUCCACAUGGUUUCAUUGUCAGUCAGACAGGUGGACAGCUCAACAGUAUGGUUCGCUGGGCUUGUGAUCGAGGUUUUCGACUUGUUGGGAAAAGUACUGCUGUAUGCAGGAAGUCUCCAUUUGGUUAUUACUCAUGGGAUGUUCCAGUCCCAGCUUGUCAAGCAAUAUCCUGUGGAAUUCCUAAAGCUCCACUAAAUGGUGGGAUAUUAACUACAGAUUACUUAGUUGGCACCCGUGUUACUUAUUUUUGCAAUGAUGGAUAUAGACUAUCAGCCAAGGAACUUACUACUGCAGUCUGCCAGCCAGAUGGUACUUGGAGCAACCAUAAUAAAACACCUCGCUGUGUAGUUGUUACAUGUCCAAGCAUCAAUUCUUUUGCACUGGAACAUGGAAGAUGGAGAAUAGUGAAUGGUUCACACUAUGAAUAUAAAACAAAAGUAGUUUUCAACUGUGAUCCAGGGUACUAUGGUUUGGGACCAGCAUCUAUUGAGUGUCUUGCUAAUGGCACCUGGAGUUGGAGAAAUGAGCGGCCUUACUGCCAAAUUAUUUCUUGUGGAGAACUUCCUACACCUCCAAAUGGGAAUAAGAUUGGAACUCAAAUCACAUAUGGAUCUACAGCUAUAUUUACUUGUGACUCAGGAUACAUGCUAGUUGGCUCUGCCGUGAGGGAAUGUCUAUCUUCUGGACUCUGGAGCGGAAUUGAGACCAGAUGUUUAGCUGGUCACUGUGGUAUUCCAGAUCUUAUAGUCAAUGGUCAAGUAAUUGGAGAAAAUUACGGAUAUAGAGACACAGUUGUAUAUCAGUGCAGUCCUGGGUUUCGAUUGAUUGGUUCUUCUGUACGAAUAUGUCAACAGGAUCACAACUGGUCUGGUCAGCUUCCAUCUUGUGUGCCUGUUAGCUGUGGUCACCCUGGUAGUCCUAUUUAUGGAAGAACAAGUGGAAACGGUUUCAACUUCAAUGACGUCGUGACAUUCUCAUGUAAUACUGGAUAUGUUAUGCAAGGACCAACCAAAGCACAGUGUCAGGCUAAUAGGCAGUGGAGCCACCCACCUCCAAUAUGCAAAGUGGUCAAUUGUUCUGAUCCUGGAAUUCCUGCAAAUUCCAUAAGAGAAAGCAAAAUUGAACAUGGAAAUUUCACAUAUGGCACAGUGGUAUUUUAUGACUGUAAUCCUGGAUAUUUUUUAUUUGGUUCUUCAGUUUUAAUUUGUCAACCAAAUGGCCACUGGGACAAACCUCUACCUGAAUGCAUUAAUAUUGUUAGAGUAAUGGAGAAGAGACACAGUAACAAAGGGAAAGUUGUGGACCUGCAAAGUGGCUCAAUUCCUUUGAGAUGUGUUGUAGCUAGAGUACUUCUAGCUAUUGUAAAUUGUCUAAGAAACAGAAUUCAGCAUUCGCUGAACCUGAUUGACUGUGGACAUCCUGGCGUCCCUCCUAACGCGGUCCUGUCUGGAGAUAAAUACACGUUUGGGUCUACUGUUCAUUAUACCUGCACAGGUAGACGGUCGCUGUUAGGGCAGUCGUCUCGUACAUGUCAGUUAAAUGGACACUGGAGUGGAUCUCUUCCUCAUUGCUCAG